Messenger RNA from Oreochromis niloticus (Nile tilapia), 7227 nucleotides. RefSeq names its product syntaxin binding protein 5b (tomosyn) (gene stxbp5b). NCBI's taxonomy places the organism in Eukaryota, Metazoa, Chordata, Actinopteri, Cichliformes, Cichlidae. The transcript is spliced from 29 exons. The coding region runs from base 375 to 3938 and encodes 1187 amino acids. The record is from RefSeq and is a predicted model, not a curated record. Gene Ontology annotation, biological process: Golgi to plasma membrane transport; exocytosis. Gene Ontology annotation, cellular component: SNARE complex; cytoplasm; plasma membrane. Gene Ontology annotation, molecular function: syntaxin binding; myosin II binding; GTPase activator activity.
UGACGGCAGAGCGCAGACUCAAUCCCCGCUGCAGUUCACUGCGUUUCCGUAGCCACUUUGCUACCCGCUGAGCCCUGGUUGGGGAAGGAGCUGGCGGAAACGAUUGAUCCCGGUCGACUAAACGCCAAAGCUGGCAACAUAAAUGGCGCAUUAGGGCUGCUAUCGGAAGGGACUCUCUAAACCAAUGUUCGUGACUCGGACGCUUUUGGAGAAUGCGUUGGCAACACCCUCCGUAACAUGUGAGAUGUAUACAGAAAGGUAUUAUCUGUGCGUUAUUUCGGCUAACUAGCUAGCAGCUACCCCCUUCUCUGUAUCCAAUUUAUGGUAGCUCGCUUGAUCUGUUUUCUCAACCGUCGCUUGUGUACCGGAGGAAAAUGAAGAAGUUUAAUAUUCGGAAGGUGCUGGACGGCUUGACAGCGGCUUCUUCCUCCUCCUCCGCAAAUGCUCAGCCGGGUACUCCCAGGGAAAACGAUGUUGUCCAGGAGACUUUACAGUCGGAACAUUUCCAGCUUUGCAAGACUGUGCGUCAUGGCUUUCCAUAUCAACCAUCCUCAAUGGCUUUUGACCCCGUACAGAAAAUCUUGGCCAUUGGGACUCAGGCUGGAGCUUUGAGGCUCUUUGGCCGUGCAGGGGUGGAGUGCUACUGUCAGCACGAGAGCAACGCUGCUGUCAUCCAGCUCCAGUUCCUGAUCAACGAGGGGGCGCUGGUGAGUGCCUUAGCUGAUGACAGCAUCCACCUGUGGAACCUGAGGCAAAAAAUCCCUGCUAUCCUGCAUUCGCUCAAGUUUAACAGGGAGAGAAUCACAUACUGCCACCUGCCCUUCCAGAGCAAAUGGCUGUACAUCGGCACAGAAAGAGGAAACAUCCACAUUGUCAACGUGGAGUCCUUCACUCUCUCAGGCUAUGUUAUUAUGUGGAACAAAGCCAUCGAACUAUCCACCAAGACACACCCAGGGCCUGUUGUGCACAUCAGUGAUAACCCCAUGGAUGAGGGCAAGCUUCUGAUUGGAUUUGAGUCCGGGAUAGUAGUGCUGUGGGAUUUGAAGUGCAAAAAAGCUGACUACCGCUACAAUUAUGAUGAGGCAAUCCACUCAGUCGCCUGGCACCAUGAGGGCAAACAGUUUGUUUGCAGCCACUCCGAUGGCACUUUGACCACAUGGAAUGUACGAACCCCAGCCAAGCCCGCACAGAUCAUCACACCACAUGGAAAGCAGCCUAAGGAUGGAAAAAAGCCAGAACCAUGCAAGCCUAUCCUGAAAGUGGAAUACAAAACAACAAGGGCUGGGGACCCAUUCAUGGUGCUGUCUGGAGGUCUGUCUUACGAUACAGUGGGGAGGAGAGCCUGUCUGACUGUGAUGCACGGAAAGAGCACUGCUGUUCUGGAGAUGGACUACCCGAUUGUGGAUUUCCUAACGCUGUGUGAAACUCCAUAUCCAAAUGACUUUCAGGAGCCUUAUGCUGUGGUCGUCCUUCUUGAGAAAGAUUUAGUUGUAAUAGACCUCGGACAGAUUGGGUAUCCCAUAUUUGAAAGCCCUUAUCCUCUGACUAUCCACGAGUCACCGGUGACCUGCUGCGAGUAUUUUGCUGACUGUCCUGCUGAAGUUAUUCCUGCACUUUACUCUGUCGGCUGUCGGCAAAAGAGGCAAGGUUACAGUAAGAAGGAAUGGCCCAUUAGUGGGGGAAACUGGGGCCAAGGCACACAGACUUACCCUGAGAUCAUAAUCACAGGACAUGCUGAUGGGUCAAUCAAAUUUUGGGAUGCUUCUGCACUAAUGCUUCAAGUGCUGUACAAGCUGAAGACUGCCAAGGUGUUUGAGAGGGCUCGUGGAAAGGAGGAGAAGCCAAACACGGAUAUAGUAGAUGAGGACCCAUUUGCCAUCCAGACCUUGUCCUGGUGUCCCGAGAGCCGGAUGCUUUGCGUGGCUGGUGUAUCGGCUCAUGUUAUUGUCUAUAGGUUCAGCAAACAAGAAAUUACCACUGAAGUUGUUCAGCUCUUGGAGGUGCGAAUGCAGUCUGAGUUUAGCGACGUGGACUCUCCUGACCCAGGAGGAGAGCAGACCCCCACCCUGCCAACCCCGGGAGCUUCCUCCAGCCCUCAGGAGAGUGAGCUUCCCACUCAGCCAUCAACAGGGAGCAACUCCUCUGACGGCCCCCGAGACAAUAUACCAUGUCUACAGAUGCGGAGCUCCCCACUGAAGCAGUCUCCGGGCUACCAGGUGGAACUGGUGAUCCAGCUGGUGUGGGUGAGUGGGGAGCCACCUCAGCAGAUCACCAGCCUGGCAAUCAAUUCCUCCUAUGGGCUUGUUGUAUUUGGAAACAGUAACGGUCUGGCUGUGGUGGACUACCUCCAGAAAACCCUGCUUUUCCAUAUGGGCACAUCAGAGCUGUACAGCCCAUCUGACCCCUUUCAGAGGCAGCCUCGCUCCCCACGUAAAGCAAAGCCUUCCGGAGCGAUUUGUGAUUCCAACGAUGGGUCCAAUGCCUCAGAGGACCGCUGCAGAUCACCUACUUCAGGCUCUACCUCACCCUGCAAUUCAGAUGAUGACAAAAAGCAGAAGUUCAUAGAGAAGGUGAAGUUGAAAAGCAGGCGCUUUUCCAAGACGGUUGCCAAUGACUUUGCCAAGAUGUCACGGAAAAUUAGCUCGUCUAGUGAGCCAAAGACUGACCUGGAAAAGGGUGGGUUCCAACGAAGGCGCACUCAGACAUGUAAGAAGCAGUUGUGUUGUGUGAAAAGAACGGCAACAGCCAGGAUGAACCUGAAGGAGGACCUCUGUAGAACUAAGUCAGACCCCAUUUUCUAUGCCAAGGAUAACUCAUUCACCCGCUCACGCAGUUCAAGUGUAACCAGCAUAGACCGAGAAUCUCGAGAGGCCAUCUCCUCCUUUUACUACUGUGAGAGUUUUCCAAGGAAGACAGACAGCCUGGUCAGCCCCUGUCUGCUGGUGGGGACCACCCACGGCUCGGUGAUGAUGGUGGCCCUCAACCUGCCACCCGCUGGAGACCAGAGGUUACAGCAGCCAGUUGGCAUUGCGUCUUGCGGCACCCUGGUCAAGCUCAAAGGAGGCAUUUUAACUAUGUCCCUGCUGGAUGCAACUGGAACUCUGCUGCCCCCUUCAUUUGAGCAGUGGUAUGACCCAAAUGCUUCAGAUGAAGAAAAAGAGAAGGGUCGGAAGCGAAGGCCAGCCUCUCCUCCCUCGUCACAGGAGAGCCAGGAUACUCACUUUGCCAUACUGUGUUCGGAGAAACAGGCCAAGGUGGUGGCCCUGCCCUCCCAAACCCGCAUCUACAAACACAGCAUCACAGAGACCUCCUUCGUGCUGAGGGCUGAUGUUGUGCAGAUGGCUGGGGCUAACUGCAUCGCCUGUUUCUGUGCUAAUGGGCAUAUAAUGACUCUGAGUUUACCCAGUCUACGGCCUCUUCUGGAUGUCAACUACCUGCCGCUCACAGACAUGAGGAUAGCUAGAACAUUCUGCUUCUCCAACCUGGGUCAGGCUUUGUAUCUCACCUCCCCUACUGAGAUCCAAAGGAUCACCUACAGCCAGGAGACCUGUGACAACUUGCAGGAGAUGCUCAGUGAGUUAUUUACCCCAGUGGAGACACCAGAGGCUCCAAAUAGAGGUUUCUUCAAAGGCCUUUUUGGGGGAGGAGCUCAGUCUCUGGACAGGGAGGACCUCUUUGGAGAAACAGCUGCAGGUAAGGCGUCUCGUAGCCUGGCGCAGCACAUCCCUGGCCCAGGCAACAUGGAAGGCAUGAAGGGGGCCGCAUCGGGAGUUGUGGGAGACCUUGCCCGUGCCAGAAUAGCUCUGGACGAGAGAGGGCAGAAGCUGGGCGAGCUGGAGGAGAGAACAGCAGCCAUGAUGGCCAGCGCAGAGUCCUUUUCCAAACAUGCGCAUGAUAUGAUGCUGAAAUACAAAGAUAAAAAGUGGUACCAGCUCUGAUGGCAGCGUGUGGAGCAUCGGACUCUGUAAUUUCACACACCAGUAUCUCUGAGGAGCUGCAGGUCCCUCUACUUCUCUUCUCUAUUUCUCUCCACGGGGGAGUUAUGCGCAAAAGAAUUGUGCUUUUUUUUUCUUCUUUCUUUUUCUUUUUCCCUCAGCGUAAUAUUAUCUCUCUGCAUUACCUCAGUCACCUGAGGACCUCUGCAGAGCAGACACUGUCCAGUGCAAUGCAAUGAAGGAUGGAAAGAGGAAAGAAAUGGAAGAAGAGAAGCUCUUAGGAGAGACUCAUUCCAUUUUCACCUGAGAGUGAUGAUGUUCAUUUAACAUCAGUCCACACAGUAGGAGAAGAGAGGACCUUUCAUAUAUCCAUCAGGCAUAUAUAAAAAGAUAUAAAGUGCUGUUCUUUUAGCCUGACUGCAUUUGGUCAUUCUCUGCCCUUUAUGGUGUCUGCCAAACACAGUGGACUUAAAUGAGGAGGAAAGUCUGAUGACCCCUUGUCCUUCAAAUCUAAUCAACUAAAUGAACGUGCAAGUUUCUGUAGUAAUGAUUAAAUCACUGAAGGACUUGUGUUUGUUUUUCUGUCUAAAUUAUUUUGGAGUUUGUCUUUUUGCAUCUGUAAGUAUGGCUUAUCUUUCUUUUUUUAAUAUAUUGUUUUUGUCUAGAAAGGGCCUUUGAAGUGCUUAGAAGAGUAAAUAAAUGGGCCGGGAGAUUCUGAAUCUAUUGCCUCUCACCAAAUAAGGGCUGGUAGUACACUAGUUCAUCACCGACCAUACCUUUUUACAGCUUUUACCAAGCAAGUGGGUUUUGGGUGAGAAAGACGAAUGGUGAAUUUAUGGAAUCACUCUGUUUUAUUUUUAAAUGUAAUUAUUUAUGGGAAGCGAAUAAUAGUUGGGGAGUAAAUGAAGUUGGGCAUUAAGUUUUAUUUUGUUUCUUCUAUUAAAUGCGAAAAAGCAAGUGCUGAAAAUGUUUACCCCAAUAACGAGUUUACAUUGACCUAUCAUAAAAAUGAAUUGAUAAGAGUGUAUACACUGGAAAAUCCCUGAAGAGCUUAUUUUCUUCAGGCUUUCAAGGGGCUAUAGCAAAGUCAUGUAUGAGAAGGAUGAUGUGUUGAUGGGCAAGGCUAAGAUUGCCCUUAAUAUAAUUACAUAUAUAUAUAUAUAUAUAUUUUGGUUACAAAUUUAAGUUUUACCUGUCUUAAAGAUGUAUCUAUAUAUGAUCAUUCAAAUUUUUAUUGGCAUACAUUUGUAGCUGAAUUUUUUUUUUCUUUCUUUUUUUCGGUCUUGUUUCUCAAUGUGUAGGUAAAAAAAGCAUGUGUCUCUUACAGCACAAUGGAAGUGAUAACGCUGUGUUUGUAUCUGUAGCUGCCAGUAGAAAUGACCAAGCACAUACACGUGUUCCACGCAGUGCCGUUGGUCAUCUCUCUCUGAACCAUUAACUUAAAAAAAACUGUUUCUGCCUUUGCCUCAUGACGCAUAUAUGCUAACCUCUACCUACGUGUAUAUCUGUGUCUUUGUAAACAUACAUAUAUUCAGGAAUAUGUGUAUGGGCGCCAAUGUCUAUAUAACAAUAUAUUGACCUAUGUACUACAAUAGGUCUUUUGAGGUUUUUGUUUUUGCUUGACAGUGUUUUUCAAUGUGAUUAACCGGAAUCCUAUUGUAAUUAGAUUAGAUUUCUUUUUCAUGAGGUGUGAGGAUAUGCUGCUAUUUGUGUCAAUAUAGGAGCAUUAUCUGUCGGGCUUUUAUUUUGAAAAGAGGGGACAAGACUUUGUCAGUUCAGUUUGCUGCCAAAUGUUGUAUAUAGCGCAACAGCUGGACACAAAUCUGACAGUGCGGGUUCAGGUAAUGUGACAUACCGUAUGCUUGCGGCCAUGUUUUUUUUCUGACACCAAAGAGUUGCUUAAUUUCACAAAGUUGUCUUGAUUCAUUUUUCCCCAGGCGUUAAGAGUCAGUCAGGAUAGUUUGAUGACACUCUUAAGAAAUCUUCUGUGUGUAAGGGGGCGGGGUUUAGGGAGGAGAUUGGCUUUGCUUCGUCUUAUGGGCUUGACACCUUCAUUACUGCCCCAAACUGCUGGACACGUGUAAAGUAAACCAGAGGAGUUUCAUUCCAAAAUGGGAUAUCCAGCAAUGGAAAUGGAAAUUGACUGAAUACUUGAUCCUAGAAACUGCUAGGAGGUUUGAAACCUCUUUUUAUUUCUGUGUUAAAUCACUGAAAUAAAGAAAACGUACCUAGAAAACAUUGGAUGAGCAGUUGCAAUAUGGAGAUACGGCAUUUUCGAAUAAAACCCUUCACUUUUAGAUGGCUGAUUUUUAAAUCUACUGUAUACUAUUGAGAUAAACCCAUUUGGAAGAGCAGUUAUGUGGGUUUUGCACUAUUUUUUGUACUUAAAAUGAUUUUGUUAGUAUGAUUUUUUUUUUUUAAGUGUUGAUUCCUCUGUCCCAUUUUCUUAUGUUUCAAAGGACCAAAACAUGACAGAACCUAUGCUUAUUUAUGUAAUUUGCCAAUUAUGCUGAUUUCUUCACUCUCAGAUUUGUUUUCCAUGUCAACAUUAAUGUCCAAGCUAUGGCUGUGCAUAAAUAUCCAUCAUCCAGACAUGACAGUGAACGUUUUCUGGUAUAUAUUUAACACGCUCAUCUCAGAUUUAAGCUUUUCUCCUGCAGAACGAACCAUCCUCCUUUGAGUGAGCCGCUGAGUCUUUUUACAAAGUGUGGCCUCAACUUUAAAGUGCUUCAGUUUGCAACAUAUGUCCUAAAUGGUCUCUUAUUGCACAUUGAAGGAUGCAUGAUAUUAAGUGUUUACAAACUUGAAACAACCAUGUAUUAUCCCCUCUUAGAGAUUGUCUGUUCUAGCAUUUGUAUUAACCACCAUGCUGAACAAAACUGAAGUUCUCUUCACACAUCUGGAGCGCGUCCCAUUUUCAUUUGAUCAUGCCAAUUGUACACAUACGAGAGAUUAUAUUUAUUUUUUAUUGGUACAUCUGUUAAUGUUGCUGUUUGCUUCAUGAAAACUCUUGCUCUCCCUGCGCUGUAAAAAUGCAUUGAAGUUGGAAGCUAGGCUCACAGCACCGUGCAGGAGAGCUCGAGGGUUUCUCACUCGCCAUACUUCCAUCCAUCUGUCUUCUGGGAUGAAUAUCUGUGGAGUUGCAGUAUUUUCUCAUAGUAGGCAAUUUUUGUACAGUUUUAUUAAAAUAAAUUUCACAUGGAUGUCUGACUUUAUCUGCUGCCACAAUUUAGACUGUAGAUACAGUAUAUAUAGAUAUUAUUGUGCAAUGGAAAAUAAAUGUAAAACCAAC